GUCUUGAUUUGCCAAAAAAAUCGAUGUUCUUCCUUACAAGCAUCCCCUUACAAGUUGUCGCAUCGCUUCCUGGCUUUUCUGGAGUGUUGGCGGCAGUGAAGAGGAACCCAGAGUUCAGACUCGGUGCUCUCAGCUGGCAUCCAGCACCCGCGGGAAUCACGUGACACCUAUCCGUCUUUUGGCCAAUGGUAUUUUCCCUUCCUCACAAUUAGCGUUCACAGGCAUCACAAUAGCGAGCUCAUAGGAAACACAAUAAACCAUUCGCAGGCCUCACCAUAAGAGAUUGGCAAGAUGUCGCCGUCGUGCUCGACGUUGCACUCCCCUCGUUUCCAUCUCACUGCGAUCCAGCUAUGGCGUACGACUUUGUUCUCGAUGUGCCCGAAAAGCGUGUUCGCUCCAAGGGAAGGAACUGUUCAUCGGUCGACAGUCCAGAUGUAUUGCGCGACAAGGAGUUCUGGUUCAUUGAUGGCAGCAUCGUCCUGGUUGCCUCUGGAGUAGCGUUCCGCGUAUACAAGGGCCUGCUAGCCCACCAUUCUGACGUUUUUCGCGACAUGUUCACCGUGCCACUUCCAGAGGACGAAGAAAGCAUCGACGGCUGUCCGGUCGUGCAUUUGUGCGACAGCUCAGAAGACCUGCGCCAUCUCCUCCGCGUGAUCUUCCAUGGCGGAGAAUGGUACAGGCCAAACGAGCGACUACCUUUCCGGGUCGUGGCUGCCUUGGCUCGUUUGAGUCAAAAGUACCAGAUGGAACGGAUACGGAAAGAGGCCGUGAAACGAAUCAAAACGUGUUUCUGCGACGACCUCAAGACAUGGCUCGAAGUAUGCCGGAUACGGGGCAGCUCCGUCAUGAGCUUCGAGAUCGCGGACGCGAUUGAAGCCGUGAAUCUCGCGCGCCUCAUGAACAUGGACAGCAUGCUACCCCUCGCAUUAUACCUUUGCUGUCAGCUCGACACGAAGUACCUCGUCCACGGCGUUGCCCGCGCAGACGGCACCACCGAGCAGCUCCACCCAGACGACGUAGCGCGGUGCGUGGAAGGGCGGCGGCAUCUCCUGCACUGCAACGUCCUCAUGGGCAUGCAGAUUUCGCGCCGAGACGUCAGCUAUAAGUGCGAGAACCGCGAAAUCUGCAUGGAUUGUCUCGAGUGCACCAACAAUGGCGUGUGGAUUGCCGGUGGCUUCGACAGUCGACUCGACCAUUGUGGGGUGUUUGAUUCUUGGGAACAAUGGAUAAGAAAACGGGAAAUCAACGACCUUUGCGAGAACUGCAAUCUCAUGGUCCGAGGGAGGUUGUUCUUGGCGCAGCAGAGGGUAUGGAUGAAGCUGCCUCAAUAUAUGGGAGUGGAGGACCCGCCUGCGCCGAAGAAAACGUCGUUGGGUAUUUGUAAUUGAAGACGACGCAGGCGUGUUGCAGUUUCGCUUUCUUCUCAGCUGAAGUCCGAUGAUUAUGGCCCGCCGCUCUUGAAUACUUCUGUACUUUAUCGCAUUCGUUCUUCAACUCAAUUUUGCCAGGCAUAGUUGUCUACCCGUUCGGGCUGUAUACAUCUGCGCAUGGCGGUUGGUGUUCUCCAACAGCUGCAUCACGUUGCUUAUGGCGCGUACGCUAUGAAACUAUUUGCUUUGGACCUUGAUACUUUAAAUCCGCUGCUCUCAGCAUUUGGAAUGUACGUCUAUUCUCAUAGCCACCGGUCACUGAGCUGGCCUCUUUAAGUUCGAUUCGUU
Laetiporus sulphureus 93-53 is the source of this 1718-nucleotide messenger RNA. RefSeq lists its product as uncharacterized. The transcript is spliced from 3 exons. Bases 351 to 1388 code for a protein of 345 amino acids. The record is from RefSeq and is a predicted model, not a curated record. Gene Ontology annotation, molecular function: protein binding. NCBI's taxonomy places the organism in Eukaryota, Fungi, Basidiomycota, Agaricomycetes, Polyporales, Laetiporaceae.